Molecule: messenger RNA, 4285 nt
Organism: Brienomyrus brachyistius
Lineage: Eukaryota; Metazoa; Chordata; Actinopteri; Osteoglossiformes; Mormyridae
Gene: rprd2a
Product: regulation of nuclear pre-mRNA domain containing 2a
Exons: 11
Coding region: 1-4074 (1357 amino acids)
Biological process (GO): mRNA 3'-end processing
Cellular component (GO): RNA polymerase II, holoenzyme
Molecular function (GO): RNA polymerase II complex binding
Source: RefSeq, a predicted model, not a curated record
AUGGCGGCUGGGGCCGGAUCCUCGGGUGGCCACAGUGGUCGUGGCUCGUCCGGCGCCCUGGAGUCGUCUUUGGACCGCCGGUUUCAAGGAGUGUCCAACACCAUGGAGUCGAUCCAGGGCCUGUCCGGCUGGUGCAUCGAAAACAAGAAGCAUCACGUCCUGGUUGUGCGCUCCUGGAUGAAAUGGCUGAGGAGAUCGGAGCCCAGUCACAGGCUGAACCUUUUCUACCUCGCCAAUGAUGUCAUUCAGAAUUGCAAGAGGAAGAAUGCAAUCAUCUACCGCUCCACCUUUGCAGAAGUGCUACCCGAGGCUGCCUUACUGGUCAAGGAUGCGAAGGUACGCAAGUCUGUUGAGAGGAUCUUCACUAUCUGGGAGGAGAGGAACGUCUACCCAGAAGAGCUUAUUUCGGAGCUAAAGUCUAGCCUGGCUAAGAAGGAGCCAGCUCCUGCUCCAGUGAACCCCAAGGCUGCCCUGAAGUCUAAGAUUGUUGCUGAAUUUGCUCCCCAAGCAUUUAUAGAGCAGCUGUCCAAGUACAAGCAGGCUGUGGAGGAAGCUGACCUUAAGGAGAAGCAGCUGUCUGCCCUCCGAGUCGAUGUCUGCAGCACAGAGGCCCUUAAGAGGCUCAAAGAUAAGGCUGGAGGUAAGAAGUUCUCAAAAGACUUUGAGGAAGGCAGCGGGAAGCUGCAGGAGUUUGUGAACUUCCUGGAACAACAGGUGAAGGGAGGCCCCCCUCUGCUGGAGGCUUUGGCCAAUGCUGAUGUCUUCUACGAGAUGCAGUACAAGGAGGUCAAGAUUGUCGCAAAUGCAUACAAGACCUUUGCCAACCGUGUAUCUAACUUGAAGCGCAAGCUUGAUGCCCUCAAGGCAGCCCUCCCUGACCCCGAUGACUCCCCCAUCCCCUCCCCCUCUGAGGACGCUCCAUCCCCAACGGGAUCAGAGUCCCCCUUUCAUGGGAUGGGGGUUGGGGGUGCCAGAGGGGACGCAUCGGGGAACCUGGUUGGCAUGAUGGACGUUGACGGCAGAGCCGUGGAUGACAGGCAGGAUGUGACCUUCAGCCUGGGGGACACGGCCGGCCCCAAGUCUUCUCCCAGCAGCUCCCACAGCCAGAUACACGGGCAUGGGGAGGGGGACAACAGAGAUGUGGAGGACAUGGAGCUCUCAGAAGAAGAAGAGGCUGACGGCACCAACAUCAUAGUGGAGGAGCGCAGAGAGAAGCCGGCCCCUGUUGCCGCUCCCAAGCCAGCCACUGCUCCUCCUGUUGCUCCUCCUGCUGCUCCACCUCAGCGACUCUCAGAGGAGCCCCCGUCGAAAAAGCCUGCACCACCCAUCACCUCCACCCCCAGCACCCCUGGGACCCCGGCAACUCCCCUGCCAGUGAACCUGGCCAACGUGGACCUGGGCAAGAUCAGCUCCAUCCUCAGCAGUCUCACGUCAGUGAUGAAGAACACUGGCGUCAGCCCAGUGUCCCGCCCCUCACCGGGAACACCCACCACCCCAUCGGCUCAGGGUUCGGCGGUGAAGUCCGGCACACCAUCCCCUGGCGGAGCGUCGGCCCCUAACCCGCUGGCCAGCAUCCUAUCCCGUGUGGACAUCACCCCUGAAGGCAUUCUGAGUGCCCUGUCUAAGAGCCAGGGACCAAGUGCUGGGCUGCAGGGUCUGUCUUCCCUUUUGCACAGUGUGGCGGGAAACUCCUCUUCUGUGACAGCGAAUGCGGCCAAGGAACGGACCUCAAAUCCUGCUGCCCCAGUGCCCGUUCGUGGCCACACGUACACCUCUCCUGAGCCUUCCUCUACCUCCUCAUCCUCAGCGGUGCCGGUGGGGAAGAUUUCUACGAUGCCUAGCACACCUAAACCCAAACCUCCGUCAGGCAACAACUAUAAGCGGGAGGUGGACAGGGAGCUGGAGAGGGAGUCCUCUUCCUCGGUCUCCUCUUCUUCCUCUCCCUCUAGUUUAGAAUCAAAAAUUCAUAAAUUUCUCCAAGGAAACCCAGGGUUCAGUGCCAUCAACCUGGGUAUCCCCAUCUUGGGCAGCGGCCCAGGGGGGAGCAGCGACAGCCCCUUGCUGGGCUCAGAGAAUGUGGACGGGACGCCUGUCCGCGAUGAGACGGGGGGUACCCCCACCCAGGAUGAGAUCAUGGACAAACCCGGCUCAGAGUCCCUCGCGCUCCUGACGGAGGCCGGCUCUCUGGGGGGCAUGAAGAAGCUGCCAGCAUCCACGGGGCAUGACCUCUCCCCCACCGCCUACCGCACUGACUCCUGGGACGUGGCCAUCUCGCCCAAGGCUGUCUUCAGCCAAGCGGACAGCGACGGGGAUUACCAUUCUUCUCGGUACCCUGGAUACGGUGUGGAAAAGAAGGCAUCCAAGUCAAUCUUGAAGCUCAAGGGAGAGGACACCCUGAAGAAGAGGACCCCCAGCUCUGUGUCUGGGGUGACUCUGAUUCCGGCUGCCCAGGACCCUAAGCCAAGUCACAUCAAAGCCAGGAAGGAUAGCUACGGCACGGCCCAUGGCCCAAGCAAGCCCGGCUACUACGACGGGCUGGGUGAGAGAAGGGGCUCGACCUCCAAGGAAACUCUCCAUCCGCACUCCGUCCCCCCUACAGAGCGCACGAAGAAUGCAGCAACCCGAAAGACAGGCAGCAGCACAGAGGAAGGGGGCGGUGAGCAGCAGGCACAUGGGGAGAGCAGGGUGGAGGAUGUGCCAGGAAGCACCCCACCCACCACUGAGGCGGAGGGCGCACACUACCACCGCAUCGAAACCGUGGUCUCUUCCUCCACCUGCGGGGAGGGAGCUCCUAUCGAGACUCUGGGCUACAGUAACCGACGAAUGUCAGGCGAGAGGAUCCAAACCGUGGAAAGCAUCCGCGUGAUUGGCCGGGGCUCCCGGCCCCAUGGUCGAGGGGGCGGAGCCGGGCCAAGGCCGGGUGGUGGUGGGGGCGGCUGGUAUGAUGAGGCAUACAUGGAGGCACCACCCCUGCCUCCGAUCAUGGCUCCUCCUCCCUCUCUCGGCCUUCCACCCCACCCCAGUACCCCUGCCUUGUCCACGCCGGGCGGUUCUGACGACCGGAGUUUGAGCUCAUCUGCUUUGCCUCCGCCACCCCAUCUCCUGCCUCCUCACCCCCACCUUGCUCCGGGGCAGUUCCAGUUUGAGGAAAGGCCAGUCAUGCCCUUCCCUGCUGAAGACCCCCAUUCCCGUCCCCUCCCCCACCAGCAUCCACCCCCCACCUCCUUCUUCAGUUCCCCUCCACCCCCCAUCCCGCAGCCCCCUCCUCCUCCCAUCCCUCAGCCGCCUCCACCACCGCGGGACUUCCUGUCUCCGCCCUCUGCCGUCAUGGUGGGUGGGGUGCUGGUGCCCGUAGACCGCGCCCUGCCUUUUCCUCCCGGCCGGCCUGACUCCGGAGACCGCGGGGGGAGCGGCACCAGCAAUAGUAGCAGCAGCGGCUCUGCUGUGGGGGGGGCGGCCAAUCCCAGCAGCCUCCCUCCUCCCCUCAUGUCCUCCCUGCUUGGUGACCCUCCUCAGUUUAAAGACCUCCCACAUGCAGCCACUGUGAAAGACCACUUCAGCCCGUGCCAUGCCCCUCCUCUGCACCGCCCUGGGACGCCUGGGGCCCCGCCUCCACUGCUGGCUAGAGCCCGGGAUGGCCCCAAUUCCCCCCAACCCCCAUCAGCCUCCUCCGCACCCACGUCCCCUUCGGGGGAGCCACCUCCCCUCCUGCCCCCUAACAGAAACACCGCCCCCCCCUCCUCACUUCAGCAGGCCCAGCGCCCACUGACCAACCCCAAUUCACAGUCUCACAACCACAGACGCCCCUCACCCCCCCUGUCGCUCAUGCGCCUGUCCUCCCCGAACCCCAGGCUCCCGCUGCGGCCCCCACACCCCCAGCCUGUGCCCCCCCCCCAGAGACAGUUCCUCCGUGGGCGUCCCCCUCACCCUCUGCGCCCCCCCCACUUCGAGCGAGAUCCCAUUUUCCGAGCCGGCAAACAACCCGUCCCCCCCUUCGCUGGUGUCCCGGGGAGCGGUCCCAGAGGCACUCCUUUUUACCCUCCCAAGAGACCUUUCCUGCCCCCGCGCUACUGAAGGGUUAAUCAAACCCCCCGCCCCCUCCCCUGCGAGGUUGUGGCCUUCUCCAGUUUCACCCUCGAACAGCCUCUUCGCACGCUCCAGGACCCAUAGGGUUCUCUCAUUCCUGCCAUAGAAGACACCCAAAGCAAAUGAUGGGAGCGUCAUGUAGGCCACGAUGGAAGGAGGUCUACCUGCAGAUGGUGUAAUAAAGAGAAGGAAAAAAGAG